UUAAAUGCUUCCGGGGAUACAGCUCACAUCUGAGGAACAUUCGGUGCUUCUGUGACCAACACAGCCACCUAAACAGCAUUAUGCUCAGCAGUAAUAGUAGCGGACCUCGGUCCACGUCGUGUGUGUUGGGCGCUCUCCAUGUGCCCGCCAUUGACUAUUCACCUUAAGUGAUUAAUGUAUCAGAGCCGGCUGGGCGCAGGGGCUCACACCUGUAAUCCCAGCACUUUGGGAGGCCGAGGCAGGUGGAUCACCUGACGUCAGGAGUUUCAGACCAGACUGGCCAACAUAGUGGAACCCCAUCUCUACUAAAAACACAAAAAUCAGCCAGAUGUGGAGGCAUGUGUCUAUAAUCCCAGCUACUCAGGAGGCUGAGGCAGGAGAAUCACUUGAACCCAGGAGGCAGAGGUUUCAGUGGGACGAGGUCAUGGCCACUGCACUCCAGCCUCGGUGACGGAGCGAGAGUCUGUCUUAAAAAAAAAAAAAUUAAGAGACGUUAGCUAGGUGUGGUGGCUCAUGCCUGUAAUCCCAGCAUUUUGAAAGGCCAAGGCAGGUGGAUCACUUGAGGUCAGGAAUUCAAGACCAGCAUGGCACCAUGGUGAAAAUCCAUCUCUAAUCGAAAUACAAAGAUUAGCAGGGUGUGGUAGUGGGCAUCUGCAGUCCAAGGUACUUGGGAGACUGAGGCAUGAGAAUAGCUUGAACCCAAGAGGCAGAGGUUGCAGUGAGCAGAGAUCACGCCACUGCACUCUUGCCCGAGAGACAAAGCAAGACUGUCUCAAAACAAAAAGGAAGAGACAUAGCAUAAGAAAAUUGAGGGCUGGGCUCAUGCCUGUAAUCCCAGCACUUUUGGGAGGCUGAGGCAGGUAGAUCACCUGAAGUCAGGAGUUCGAGGCCAGCCUGGCCAACAUGGUGAAACUUCGUCUCUACUAAAAAUACAAAAAUUAGCCAGAUGUGAUGGUGGGUGCCUGUGAUCCCAGCUACUCAGGAGGUUGGAGCAGGAGAAUAUCCUGAAGCCGGGAGGCGGAGGUUGCAGUGAGCCAAGACUGCACCACUGCACUCCAGCCUGUCUCAAGAAAGAAAGAGAGAGAGACAGAGAGAGAGGAAAGGAGGGAAGAAAUAAAGAAAAAAGAAAAGAAAGAAAAGGAAAGAAAGAAAAUUGAGAAGCCCACAGCUGGCACUUGUUCUGGUUAAUCUGUAACUAAGUAGAUAUCACAUAUUUGCAUCUAGAUAGAUGUCUUUAGGUAUUACUGAUCUCAACCCAGACCCCAGGAGCAGGCUCUUGGGUCUCACACAAGAUAGAAUUCAGGACAAAUCACAGCAUGCUGUGAAGUUAAAAUAGCUUAUUAGAGACUAUUCUAUUACAGAGCAGGAUGUCCUCAGAAAGAAAGAGGAGGAACGCCCCCACCUCAAAUACAACACUUGCUUAUAUAGGAUAACAGAGCUAAGAAUGAUGGUUAUGUUUUUGUUUUUUGAGACACAGUCUCACUCUGUCAUCCAGGCUGAAGUGCAGUGGCACAAUCUCAGCUCAUCGCAGCCCCGACCUCCCAGGCUCAAGCAAUCCUCCCACCUCUGCCUCCAGAGUAGGUGAGAUCGUAGCUGUAGGUACGUGCCACCAUGCCAGGCUCAUUUUUGUAUUUUUUGUAGAAACAGGGUUUUGUCAUGUUGCCCAGGCUAGUCACAAACUCCUGGGCGCAAGCGAUCUGCCUGCCUCGGCCUCCCAAAGUGCUGGGAUUACAGGCCUGAGCCACCAUGCCGGGCCAAAUAAUAUUCUUACAUGCUUUAUUACAAAGGCUUGUGAUCAGCUUGUGACAGGUUAUUAGCAUGUUAUUCUUUUGUGUAACUAUUAAUUUCAGCAAGAAUUUAUGGAUAUGCUAUUACCUUUCAAGCAAAACCUAGUCUUUUUUUUUUUUUUUUGAUACGAAGUCUCACUCUGUUGUGGGAGCUGUGGCUCGAUCUCGGCUCACUGUAACCUCCACCUGCUGGGUUCAAGCGAUUUCCUGCCUCAGCCUCCCUAGUAGCUGGGACUACAGGCACCCGUCACCAUGCCUGGCUAAUUUUUUUGUAUUUUUUUUUUUUUUCGUUGAGACAGGGUUUCACUAUGUUGACCAGGCUGGUCUUGAACUCCUGACCUCAUGACCCACCCACCUUGGCCUCCCAAAGUGCUGGGAUUACAGGCGUGAGCCACCACGCUCAGCCCAAGCAAAACCUAUUCUUAAUCUCGCAGUGUGUUUUGUGCUUAAGGUAUCAGGACACCAAGACAUUUCUUGAAGUUCUUGGUCUUGUUUAGUGAGUAAGUACCAUUAACUUGUUCCCUCAGUGAUAAAUAUCUUGGGACCAAGAAUGUUCAACUUCCUGGGAAUGUAACUCAGAAGGUUUUUCUUACUUGGCCUUUAUUUAAGAUGGAGCCACCCUGGUUUGGACGUCUCUGGCUAGGUACUCUCUGCCUCCCUGGCAUCUGUGUGUGCCAUGACGUCUCUGGCUAGGUACUCUCUGCCUCCCUGGCAUCUGUGUGUGCCAUGACGUCUCUGGCUAGGUAUUCUCUGCCUCCCUGGCAUCUGUGUGUGCCAUGACGUCUCUGGCUAGGUAUUCUCUGCCUCCCUGGCAUCUGUGUGUGCCAUGAUGACUCUGGCUAGGUACUCUCUGCCUCCCUGGCAUCUAUGUGUGCCAUGACAUCUCUGGCUAGGUACUCUCUGCCUCCCUGGCAUCUAUGUGUGCCAUGACGUCUCUGGCACAGGUAUUCUCUGCCUCCCUGGCAUCUAUGUGUGCCAUGACGUCUCUGGCACAGGUAUUCUCUGCCUCCUUGGCAUCUGUGUGUGCCAUGAUGUCUCUGGCUAGGUAUUCUCUGCCUCCCUGGCAUCUGUGUGUGCCAUGAUGUCUCUGGCUAGGUACUCUCUGCCUCCCUGGCAUCUAUGUGUGCCAUGACGUCUCUGGCUAGGUAUUCUCUGCCUCCCUGGCAUCUAUGUGUGCCAUGACGUCUCUGGCACAGGUAUUCUCUGCCUCCCUGGCAUCUAUGUGUACCAUGACGUCUCUGGCACAGGUAUUCUCUGCCUCCCUGGCAUCUGUGUGUGCCAUGACGUCUCUGGCUAGGUACUCUCUGCCUCCCUGGCAUCUGUGUGUGCCAGGACGUCUCUGGCACAGGUAUUCUCUGCCUCCCUGGCAUCUAUGUGUGCCAUGAUGUCUCUGGCACAGGUAUUCUCUGCCUCCCUGGCAGCCAUAUGUGCUAUGAUGUAUUGAUGCAGGGCAGGAUCUUGGCUUUCCUUGGGAAAGAAUCCAAGAGCGAGCCAGUAGCAGAAGAAAACAGCUUUGGCCGGGCACAGUGGCUCACACCUGUAAUCUCAGCACUUAUGAGAAGCUGAGGUGGGAGGAGUGCUUGAGCCCAUGAGUUCAUGACCAGCCUGGGCAACAUAGUGAGACCCUAUCUUUACAGAAAACAAAAAAAAAAAAGAAGAAAACAGCUGUAUUGAGGUGGCUGUGUUACAGCUCUGUGACUUCCCACAGAGCAGAGAUACCCUGUAAGCAGCUCAGGGGCAGUUUUUGCAGGGUUUUUUAUUUAAACCCACUGUAAUGACAUGCUAAUUAAGGGGUGAGUUAUUGAGAAAUUUUGGCAGGGUGAGGUAGCUCACGUCUGUAAUCCCAGCACUUUGGGAGGCUGAGGUGGGUGGAUCACCUGAGGUUCGGAGUUCGAGACCAGCCUGGCCAACAUGGUGAAACCUCAUCUCUACUAAAAAUACAAAAAUUAGCCAGGCGUGGUGGUAAGUGCCUAUAGUUCCAGCUAUGCGGGAGACUGAGACACAAGAAUCACCUGAACCUGGGAGGCAGAGGUUGCAGUGAACCAAGAUCAUGCCACUGUACUUCAGCCUGGGCAACACAGCAAGACUGUCCCCAAAAAAAAUAUUUUUAAAUUUCUUAAAAGAGCAGCCAGGUCUCCAGAGUGAUAUUUACCCGGCGUUGCACCAAAGAACUUUAAUGUAUCAUCCUCACUUAUUUCUCUGAACCCUAGAAAGCAGGUGCUGUUAUCAGCUCCAUUUAACUUCCUAGUUUGAGUUACACAGCCUUGGCCCUGCUGCCAUGAAACUCACAGCCUGGGGCCGGGCGCGGUGGCUCAAGCCUGUAAUCCCAGCACUUUGGGAGGCCGAGGCGGGUGGAUCACGAGGUCAAGCGAUCGAGACCACCCUGGUCAACAUGGUGAAACCCCGUCUCUACUAAAAUUACAAAAAAUCAGCUGGGCAUGGUGGCGCGUGCCUGUAGUCCCAGCUACUCAGGAGGCUGAGGCAGGAGAAUCACUUGAACCCAGGAGUUGGAGGUUGCAGUGAGAUGAGAUUGGCCACUGUACUCCAGCCUGGAGAGCAAGACUCUUUCUCAAAAAAAAAAGAAAAGAAAAGAAAGAAUGAACCAGAGAUGUGGAAGGAGAGAAAGAAGGAAAACAACCAUGGUGAGGCACCACUACACCCCAGGUAGGUGCGGGCACGGUGCGGACGGUGGGGAAAUGAGAGGGGUCGUGCUUCUCUGAGGCAGGGCUGUGGGAAGGACUGGCAAGCCUAUGUUUCCAGGCUUUUCUUUUCCAGCUCUUUCAUGCGUAUCCUCAGAGUACAGAAGAUGAAAGCUUUGCCCUGACAAAACCGCCAGCCCCAUUCUCUAUCUCUCACCACAGUGGCGCCAUAAAGAGGGCAGGACAUGAGUUACACAGCCUUGGACCAGCUGCCGUGAAACUUACAGCCUGAUGGAGUCUCGCUCUGUCGCCCAGGCUGGAGUGCAGAGGCCGGAUCUCCUCUCGUGCACACCUAGGGAACCAGAGAGCGUCAGUCUCCAGACUGAGCGUCCGGAGAGACAUGCGCAGAUUGGGGCCCCCGCGCCCGGAGGCACCCGGCUCCCAACUCGCCUCCUCGCCAGUCACUCGUCUGGAGCUUAAAGAAGCGGGUAUUGGAACGAUCCAAGAUGGCCGAUCGCUAACAUCCCGGGAUUGCAGCUCUCAGGGAAGGCGCGGAGAACUAGAGGACGCCACACUUUCAGACAAAGUCUGGUCGCUCACGGAGCAGAAGAUCCCCCAGUGGUGGAAACACACGGGUCGCCAGCGCGACUCUCGUGGUAGGUGCAGCGGUUCCGCCGGCACCUCGGCGCGGCAGCUCUCGGAGCAGAGUAAACGGGACCGCUUCCCCUUCUGACCGAGGUUUGGAGCCCCGGGAAGGCAGAGUCGCCUACUACGGAAACAAGAAGGAAGCCCGACAGGAGAAUCCUGGGCAGAAAAGCACCAUCAGUUUUAACGCCGCUGCUCUGGCCCUGGGAACUAACAACCUGGACGUCCACUCAAGAGACCUAAUCUGAAAGUUGGUAAUUUCAAAGACGAGAGGAGGAUAAAUUUACAAUGACGGGAAGAAACCAGCGUAAAAAAGCUGAGAAUACUCAAAGUCAGAACGCCUCUCCCUCUAAAGAUGAUCACAGUUCCACAUCAACAAUGGAACAAGGCUUGAUGGAGAACGAGCGCCUCCUGAUGACAGAAUCACUCUUCAAGGAAUGGAUAAUAACAAACUUCGAAGCGGGUAUUCCCCCUUCCCAGGACGCGGACAGAGCCGCCCCGCGGGGAUUCCAGGACCCGAGCUCCCGGAUCUGGACUCGCAGCAGCUGCGGCAGAGCGAGCGCGCCGGGGAGCGUGGAGGCGGUGCCCCCGCCGGGGCCCAGAUGCCCAGAGUAGCUGGCACGGCCAGAGCCAUGGCCGCCGCGUGGCCGCUGCUGCUGCUGGCUCUGCUGGUGCUGUCCCAGUCACGCCCGGGAACCGGAGACAUCGUCCUGAAGGCGCCCACCCAGGUGCACGGCUUCUUGGGCGACUCCGUGACGCUGCCCUGCUACCUGCAGCUGCCCAGCACGGAGGUGACGCACGUGUCGCAGCUGACUUGGACGCGGCUCAGUGACUCACGCAGCGUGGCCGUCUUCCACCAUACUCAGGGCCCCAACUACCCGGAGUCCGAACGGCGGGAAUUCGUGGCCGCCAGACUAGGGGCGGAACUGCGGGAUGCCUCGCUGAGGGUGUUCGAGCUGCGCGCCGAGGAUGAAGGCAACUACACCUGCCUGUUCGUCAUGUUCCCUCAGGGCAGCAGGAGCGCGGUUACCUGGCUCCGAGUGUUCGCCAAGCCCCAGAACACAGCUGAGGCUCAGAAGGUCCAGCUCACCGGAGAGCCUGUGCCCGUGGCCCGAUGUGUCUCCACAGGGAGUCGCCCGCCUGCCCGAAUCACCUGGCACUCAGACCUGGGUGGGAUGGCCAAUAUGAGCCAGGAGCCAGGGCUCCUGUCUGGCACAGUCACUGUCACCAGCCUCUGGAUUUUGGUGCCCUCAAGCCAGGUGGAUGGCAAGAAUGUGACCUGCAAAGUGGAGCAGGAGAGCUUCCAGACGCCUCAGCUGCUGACUGUAAACCUCACCGUGUACUAUCCCCCAGAGGUAUCCAUUUCUGGCUAUGAUGGCAACUGGUACCUCGGCCAGACUGAGGCCAGCCUGACCUGCGAUGCUCGCAGCAACCCAGAGCCCACAGGCUAUGAGUGGAGCACGACCAUGGGUCCUCUGCCACCCUCUGCUAUGGCCCAGGGCGCCCAGCUCCUCAUCCAUCCUGUGGACAAGUCAAUCAACACGACUUUCAUCUGCAACGUCACCAGUGCCCUAGGAGCUCGCCAGGCAGAGCUGACUGUCCAGGUCAAAGAGGGACCUCCCAGUGAACCCCCAGGCAUGUCCAGGAACAACAUCCUCUUCCUGAUUCUGGGACUCCUGGGGGUUUUUCUGGCCCUGCUGGGGGUUCGGCUUUAUUUCUGUCGGUCCAGAUGUUCCCGUCCGACAGCUGCCAGCACCUCGGUUAAUAGGCCCGUCUCCUAUGCGCCUGUGGCCAACUCUUUCGAGGAUCCACAGACAAAGGGCACAAGGUGACAGCGUCGGGUCUGAGCGGGGAGAGAGACUGGAGCUGACAAGGACAUGGGCCUCCAGAGUUAGACCCCACCCCAACGGAUGAAGACCCCUCCAAAGAGACCAGCCUCCUUCCCAUGCCAGACCUCAAAACGAGGUGGUAGGUGCACGUUCAGAGGUCUCCAAGACCACCCUGAGCUCAUUUGCUAGAAGGACUCACUGGACUCAGGAAAGCUGUUAAGCUCCCAGUUACAGUUUAUUACAGCAAAAGGACAGAGAUCGAAAUCAGCAAAGCAAGGUGCUGCCCAGCACACGUUCCGGGAGAGACGAGCCGACAGCUUCCAGCCGUCCCCUCCCAGUGGAGCCGUGUAGGCAGCACCUGAUUCUCACAGCAACGACAUGCGACAACACGCAAGAAGUACUGCGAACCAGAGCAGUUCACUCGAGACCUUCGUGCCCAGAGUUUUUUCUCUGUUGGUCUUGAGGCAGGGUCUGGCUCUGUUGCCAGACUGGAGUGCAGUGGUGAGAUCACAGCUCAUUGCAGCCUUGACCUCUGAGGUCCAAGUCAUCCUCCCACCUCAGCCUCCUGAGUAGCUAGGACCACAGGCAUGUGCCACCAUGCGUGGCUAAUCUUUUUAUUAUUUGUAGAGUCCCUAUGUUGUCCAGGCUGGUCUCAAACUCUUGGCCUCAAGUGUUAUUUCUGCCUCAGCCUCCCAAAGUGCUGAAUUAAACAGCUCGCCAUCCACGUGGCUGACCUCAUGCAUCAAGCCAAUACCAUGUGGCGCCAGGCCCCCCCACCACAAAUCACAGCAUUAGCAUGAUCAGCUCAGAUGGGCUAUCAGGCAGGGUAUUCCAGGAACUAAGAGAUGAAUGCCCAGCAGCUGAGAAUAAAGGGCCCGGUCUUUCUUUGGGCAAGGCUGAGCCUUUACUGCGUAGUGGACCACACAGAAGGGUGUGGCCCCCAGAGAAUCUGGGUAAAAAUCUGGCCUCUGGCCUUAAGCUUCUAAGUCUCUGUAUCUGUCAGAUCUCUGUGGUUACAAGAAACAGCCACUGACCCUGGUCACCAGAGGCUGCAACUCAGACCACAAGCAGCUGCCUGGGGGUUGUCCAAGGAGCAGAGACAUGAACUUGGAGAAGGUUGUCAGCGCAGCCACUUCCUGCCAGCAUCUGCAGCCAGCAAGCUGGGGCUGGCAGGAAAUAACCCACAAAAGAAGCAAAUGCUAUUUCCAGCACAAGGGGGAGGAAUGCAGGGAGAGGCGGUGUUGCGGUCACUCAGGACACUCUCCUUUAGGGCCAAGAUGGAGGAGACCCAAGACCCAGGAAGCUGAGCUCAGAUGCAACUGACAAAUUUACUUUAUAAAGGUCUACAAUCGGCCAAGUGCGGUGGCUCACACCUAUAAUCCCAGCACUUUGGGAGGCCAAGAUGGGUGGAUCACAAGGUCAGGAGUUCAAGACCAGCCUGGCCAACAUGGUGAAACCCCAUCUCUAAUAAAAUACAGAAAUUAGCUGUGCGUGGUGGCAUGCAUCUGUAAUCCCAGCUACUCAGAGGCUGAAACAGGAGAAUGGCUUGAACCCGGGAGGUGGAGAUUACAGUGAGCUGAGAUCGCGCCACUGCACUCCAACCUGGGUGACAAAGCAAGACUUCAUCUCAAAAAAAAAAAAAAAAAAAAAGAUUCUAUGAUCAUGAGGGCAGGCACCAGAAUUCCUCUUAUAAAGAAAACUGUCUAGGAAAAUAGCAUGAGGGAGAGAAGACCUUGGGCCAAGAUGCUAAAUGGGAAAGCAAAGCUUGAGCUGCUCUGGGAGAGAAAAUAAACGGGACAUAGGAUUUGCUCUGGACAGAGAUGGAGGAGUGGGGAACAGGGAAGUGUGGAGAAGAGACCAGAACUGGCAGAAUGGCGGGGGCAAGGGAUUCAAGGGGUGACGAGGCCAAUAGGACCUUACAGAGUUGAGGAGACAAAGGAGCAUUGGUUGCUUUGGUGGCACAUAAGAUCCUCGUCCGUCUCCAGCCUCCAGAACCUCAUUAAAGCUUAUUUAUUGCACCUGCACUGGCUGUGUGCAAUGGGAUCUCCUGUGGAAAUCAAGGCGGAGACAGGUUUCAGGUGUACUGUUGCCACGUGGGAUGGAACCAGGGGUGUGGAAGCAAGACGUUAAAUGAAGGAGGCCAUUAGGGCUGCGAUUCCCAGGCACCUUAGGAACCGCUUGCUUGUCUUUCUUUUUUUUUUUUCCUCUCUCCAAAAAAAAUUUUGAAGAGACAGUGUCUACUGUCACUCAGGCUGGAGUACAGAGGUACUACCCUAGCUCAUUGCAGCCCCUGUAACUCCAGGGCUCAAGCAAUCCUCCCACCUCAGCCUCCCAAGUAGCUGGACAACAGGCACACCUCACCAGGCCAAGCCAAUUUUUUAAAUUAGAUAGUACCUCAGUUUCCCAAAUUAGAAGUUACAAAAAGACAGGGAUCCAUGCUUAGUUAAUGUGUGUUUAGAGGAGUGAUCCAGCUCUUCUUUUGCACGUGGACAUCCAGUUUCACAACACUAUGAAUGCAAUGAAUCACACUGAAUCACACACUCAAAAGUAGCUAAAAUGGCAAAUUUUCUGUUAUCUCUUUUUAACCACAAAUUUUGAAAAUUAAUUAUAUUAUGUACCAAAAACACCACUGAAUAGUACCCUUUAUUUAUUUAUUUAUUUAGUUAGUUAGUUAGUUAUUUUAGAAACAGAGUCUUGCUUUGUUGAUCAGGCUGGAGUGCAGUGGCCUGAUCAUGGCUCCUUGCAGCCUCCACCUGCUGGGCUCAUGUGAGCCUCCUGCCUCAGCCUCCCGAGGUGGGUACCACCCCACCUGGCUAAAUUUUUUUUUUUUUUUUUAGAAAUGGGCAUCUCAUUGUAUUGCCCAGGCUGGUCUGGAACCCCUAGGUUCAAGUGCUCCUCCUGCCUCGGCCUCCCAAAGUGCUGGGAUCACAGACAUGAGCCACUGCACCCAGCCCUGGACCUUACUUUUGCUGCUCACAGUUUCUGGUGACUCACAGAAUGCCUCCUUAGUUAUUCUACCUCAUAUUCAGCCUCAUAUUGCAGCCUCCACCUGCUGGGCUCAUGUGAGCCUCCUGUCUCAGCCUCCCGAGGUGGGCACCACCCCACUUGGCUAAAUUUUUUUAGCCGGGGAUAUACAGGUUUUUUAACCAGGCCCCAAAAGACAGGCAUUUGUAUCAUUUCCAGCCUUUUACUAUUACAGUGUUGUAGUGAAUAACUUUACACACUGUCGUGUAUUUUAUUUAUUUUAUUUUAAUUUAGAGACAGGGAUCUUGCCAUCUUGCCCAGGCUGGUCUCAAACUCCCAGGCUUAAGCAAUCCUCCCGCCUCAGCCUCCUGAAGUACUGGCAUUAUAGGCAUGAGCCACCGUGCCUGGCCAAGGCACACUGUCAUUGAGCUCAUGUUGACACCUGAGUGUAGGACACACUCCUGGAAGUGGAAUUGCUGGGCCAAAGAGUAUGUUUCUUGUCAUUGUGAUUAAUAUUGACAAAUGAACCCUCACAGAAUUCAUGCUGAGCUCUGUUCCCACCAGCGUGUAGAUGGUGACCUUUAUCUGGAGGGAUGGGGCAUCCUUGGAGUCCGCAGAGCUAGGAAUGGAGAGAGGACCCAGAAUUUUGGUAUAGGUCUUAUAUAAAGUUAUAAGUUUAAGAAAACAGCCGGGCACGGUGGCUCAGGCCUGUAAUCCCAGCACUUUGGGAGGUUGCAGCGGGGGGAUCAUUUGAGGUCAGGAGUUCAAGACCAGCCUGGCCAACAUGGUGAAACCCCAUCUCUCCAAAAAGUUAGCCAAUCACGGUGGUGCAUGCCUGUAAUCCCAGCUACUCAGGAGGCUGAGGUGGGAGAAUCAUUUCAACCCGGGAGGCAGAGGCUGCAGUGAGCCAUGAUCAGGCACUGCACUCCAGCCUGGGUGACAAGAGCGAGACCCUGUCUCAAAAAAAAAAAAGAAAAGAAAAAAAAAGAAUUGGUCUACUCUGGGCACGGCUCCACUUCUCUGCUGUUUGUUCAGCUCUCCUCCACAUACGGGCAUCACCCUCUGGUGCCAAGAUGGCUGAUGCAUUCCGGGCAUCACAUCCAGACUCAGACCCAGAGAAGCUGCCCAUCCCUACCUGGGUGAGCCUCCAUGGGAACGAGAAACCUCACCCAGCAGCGUCUUUUCCGGUCUCAUUCACCAGCGCCUCCCACCGCUCAACCAAUCCCUGGCCAAAAGAAUGGGACCGCCUGGGAAGCUGGACCAAUCAGGACCUGCCCUCUGGGGCUGGGGAGAGGCCCGGAUGAAGGCUGCAGGGCCGCCUAGACCUCUGUUACUAGCAGUGCCUACCUCUGAGUAGUUGGAAGAUGUCUGGGUUUAUUCUCUUUUAAGUACUGCCUAAAUAUUCUAUAAUAAACUUUGACUCUUAUUUUAAUAAUGCAAAA
Messenger RNA from Callithrix jacchus (white-tufted-ear marmoset), 11306 nucleotides. NCBI's taxonomy places the organism in Eukaryota, Metazoa, Chordata, Mammalia, Primates, Cebidae. The record is from RefSeq and is a predicted model, not a curated record.